AUCUCUGCAAAGAAGUCAGGUUUUACAUUUAAUGAAGCAGAUGUAUAUUCGAAUGAAAACUUCAAAGCUAUUGCAUGGUUAGAUAAUGACGAUUGCUUUAAGAAAAUAUUUAAAUUCAGUGACUCAAAGAUGCCAAUAGAUGACCUUCGUGGAAUGUUACCAUCGACGUUUACAGUUGAAGGUUCAGCAGGAUUGCUUACAAGAUUGUCAAUUGGUGGUAUUUGGUCUCGUGAGAACAUUGUUAUAAAAUCCAGUAUAAGUGAAUUUGCUGAAGAAUCUAUAUUAUGUCUUUCAAACUACAUGUAUUCGCCGCCGAAGCAUUAUAGUAUAACAAACUUUGUCAGUAAGUUUAACAUAAGACUUGUCGAACCUUCUUCAAUGAAAGAUGUUGUGCUACCUAAAGAUGGAAAGGAUGGACUCAUUAUUGAGAUGAUUUUAAUUGCAUAUUAA
This is a messenger RNA of Trichomonas vaginalis G3, 450 nucleotides long. RefSeq lists its product as uncharacterized. The annotation marks the transcript as partial. The record is from RefSeq and is a predicted model, not a curated record. The transcript has a single exon. Lineage: Eukaryota; Parabasalia; Trichomonadida; Trichomonadidae.